Molecule: messenger RNA, 2067 nt
Organism: Hydra vulgaris (swiftwater hydra)
Lineage: Eukaryota; Metazoa; Cnidaria; Hydrozoa; Anthoathecata; Hydridae
Source: RefSeq, a predicted model, not a curated record
GCAGAUUUUUUUAAAAUUGUCAUUUGUUAUAAGGUAAUGUUUCUAGAAGAGACGGAAAAACAAAUUUCAAUGCACCCAAUCUAUCAUUUAAAUUAUUUGGAGAAAAAUAUUUUUUACAAGGUUUAUCAAACAAAGAGUAACAAUUGGGUAGUUAUUGAGACAUGGUCUGAAAGUCAGAAGAGUGACUCAUUUGUUUUUACUGAAAAAUUAGUUUCUGGUAAGUAUACUGCUAUGGCAACAGGGAUCUAUUAUUUGUCUGCUAAUGUUAUUUUUAAAGACAGCAAUGGACCAAUUUAUAUUAUGAUAGCUGUCAAUAAUCAGUUAUCAAAACGAACUGCUUUAUAUGCAACAAAAGGAAAAUCAUCAGUAGUUCAAGACUUAGUGUGUCUGGAGCCUUAUUUGUUAAAAAAGUUAAUACUGACAUCAGUUUUUAGAUUACUACUGAUAUUUUCUUUAGAUUCUUAUGUUAAUGUUUAUGUUAUGAUUGAAAAUGAUGAUAGCUGGUCCGACGAUUUAUCAACUAAAACUAUUAAAAAUUGGAUUAAACCCUCAGCUUCAAAUGCACAAUGGGAAAAUCUCCGCUCUUACAGUGGCUGGUCAUUUUUCAGAAUACCACCUUAUUUGCCAAUUCUGUCUGUUGGAACAGGCAAACCUAUUGAUUUACUUCCAUUUAUAAAACCUGGGUAUUAUACAAGACUAAGAAAUUGGAAUGUUAUAAUGUCUACUGUUCUUGGUGUUGAUGGAGAAGGUCUUAACCAAAGGGAUGGAGUAUAUACUGUUUUUUUAGAUGGAUUGUAUUUAAUAUCAAGUACUUUAGUUAUUAAAACAAACGAAAGUCAAAUUUCCAAUUGGAAUAUAGAUAUUUCAAUAAAGAUUGGUAUCAAUGCAGACUUAAGUGAUUUUUCAGUGGUUAAAUCUGGUAUUGGUCCUUCAUAUCUAUAUCCUGUAUGUUCUGGUAUUUGUACUAUUUCAAUAACACAAGCAGUGCAACUUUUAGUUAGUCACACUGUUGCAAUUUUUGUCCAAUCUAAUGCAUUGACAACAUAUGUAUCUGAGUUAAGCGUGUUUAGUCUAAAGCUUAUUAACCCUUUGAGAUCUUUAGACGUUUUCUCAUGUCAGUUAUCAUCUGAAAUACUGAUAAGUUCUUCAGGAGAUCAAAAAAUAGUGGGAUGGUCUGCUGUAGAGUCAAUACAUUACACAAACUUUAACGAAGCGAAUGAAUAUAUUAUUUCUAAAGAUGGUGUAUAUUUAGCUGCAUUUUAUAUGGAUCUUAUAAAUGUUUAUGACUUUAUCAGUAUUAAACUAAAUUUGGGUACAUCUUUAAUUAACCUUUUUGAGUACUACAAUGAAGGAUUGUUACCAUUUAGUCUAUCAUCUACUACUGUGGUUUCUUUAAAUGUUGGAGAUGUGUACUCAUUAAAAAUUAAUACUUUGACUGAUAAUUCAUAUUCUAUUGGUAAGCCAUCAUCAACUUCGUUAACAUUCAUUGGCGAUGAUACUUAUGGAUUUUCUGCAGUGCAGUCUAGAAUUAAUAGUAAUUUUUACAAUCAAAGCAAAUGGUUUUCUCAUUAAUGGCUGGAUUAUAAAUCGAAGUUCUUGGUUAUUUGAAUAUGGUCAGGGAUUUCUUUCUAGACAAGAUUAUAUUGUUGAAAAAUCUGGAUUUUACUUUAUUACAGCAAAUAUAAUAUUUGAUAAAGCUCUAUAUGAAAAUAUUUUGGAAAUGGUUGUUGUUCUUAAUAAAGUUGACACAGUUUUGUAUGAUCAAAAAAUACUUUAAAAUCAUCCACAACAUCAACGGUUCGUGGAGGAGUUUUUUUAAACAACUUAGAUUAUUUACAACUUCUAAUAAGACUCAAUUCUAACAAUGAUAAUUUGAUAAUCAAAAGAGAGUCAUCAUUUUCAAUUGUUCGAAUUGGAUUUGAUACCCUUUCAACAACUUGCGUUGAUAAUGGACCUAAUAUUCUUGGAAAUCUGUCUCAUAUAAAUGCGCUACUGAGUCAGGGUGAGAAUUUGAAUUUGGAAAUUUCUGCUACUGGAAGUAAUUUGACUUACCAAUGGCUGAAAAAC